This is a messenger RNA of Calypte anna (Anna's hummingbird), 3852 nucleotides long. It is a transcript of the gene DNAH11, whose product is annotated as dynein axonemal heavy chain 11. Gene Ontology annotation, molecular function: dynein intermediate chain binding; dynein light intermediate chain binding; ATP binding. The record is from RefSeq and is a predicted model, not a curated record. Lineage: Eukaryota; Metazoa; Chordata; Aves; Apodiformes; Trochilidae. Gene Ontology annotation, cellular component: dynein complex. Gene Ontology annotation, biological process: microtubule-based movement.
AUGACGAAAGUCACCAUUUGCCAAGGUUUUGCUUGGCUGUCACAGCUAUGCCAUCGGUGGGAUGACACCCAGAAAUGCUGUUUUGCCUACAGUUGCAAUGCUCGGUUUCCGUACUUCUAUGAAUACUUGGGAAAUACCCAUAAGCUAGUUAUUACACCUUUGACUGACAGGUGUUACAUUAGUCUGACCCAGUCUCUCCACCUAACAAUUAACAGUGCUCCUGCAGGACCAGCCAGAACAGGUAAAACAGAGACCACCAAACAUCUGGAUGUGGUGUACAUCUUCAGCUGUUCCAAGCAAAUGGAUUACAAGUCUAUAGGGAAUAAUUGUAAAGAUUUGGUCCAGAAUGGUGCUUGAGGUUGCUUUGAUGAAUUCAGUCACAUCUCCUGAAAGGAGGUUGGAGCCGGGGUAGAAGUUCUGUCAGUGGUGGCAAUACGAGGAAAGACUAUGCACAGAGAACAAGAAAAUUCUUAUAACAGAUUUUUAUUCCUUGUUGAACAUGUUACAUUGAAAUCAGUUGGAAUAUUUAUUACUGUGAACCCAAGAUACACAGGUUGAACCAAUCUACCUGAAAACCUCAAAGCUCUGUCCAGACUCUAUGCCACGGUUGUCCUUGAUGCUGAACUGAUCUCUGAAAUUCUGUUGGUUGGUGUAGGGAUUAUUGCUGCAUGUCUGUUAGCCAGAAAAUUUAUUACCUUGUGUACUCUCUGCAGGGAGCUUUCUAAUCAAGAGCAUUAUGACUGGUGACUCUGUGCUAUCAAGUCAGUUUUGGUAGCUGUUGGCUCACUGGAAAGAGGAAACAAGAAUGCCAUCCUUUUCCAGGUGCUGAUGUGAGCCUUAAGAGACUUCAGUUUGCCUAAAAAAGUGACAGAUGAUAUCCAAAUUUUCAUGGGCUUGAUCAGUGACCUGUUCCCAUCUCUGGAUAUUCUGAGGAAGAGGAACCUGCAAUUUGAACAGAUAGUUAAACAAUCUACCUUGGAGCUUCUCUCGCAGCCUGAAGAGAGCUUUAUUCUCCAAGUGGUUCACCUGGAGGAGCUCCUGUCAGUGCAUCUCUCUGUGUUUGUCAUUGGAAAUGCAGGGACUGGAGAGAGUAAGAUGCUGAAAGGUCUGCAUCACAUGCAUAUGAACAUGGAACAAAACCCAGUUUGGAAUUCUGUUAAUCUGAAAGCUCUGACAGAUGAUACUGGUUUCACACAUCGUGGCACCUGAGACUGGAAAGAUGGUCUCCUGUCAUCUCUUCUGAGAGAGCAAGCUAAUAUUACCCAUGAGGGGCCAGUAGUUAGUUUAGAUGGAGAUAGAGAUCCUGUGUGGAUUGAGUCACUCAGCACUGUUAUGGAUGGUAGCAAGGUUCUGACCCUUACAAGCAAUGAAUGUGUGCCUAUCAUUCCAUUGGUGUGGCCACUGUUUGAGGUGCAUCAUUUAAGAGCAGCCACCUCAGCUACAGUCCUAGCCAGAGAGGGCAUUCUCUAUCUGCACAUCCAGGACCCGAGAUUUACAUGUGGAAAGCCCUUGCUAAAUCCUGUCCAAGAGAAGAAGAAAAUAAUCUGUUUCACUGAUAAACUUGCUGAGGAUUUCAUAUUCAAAGCAAUUCAGUUCCAGUGGAUGCAGGUGGAUAUGCAAUUUGGUCAUACCUGUGAUCCAGUAGGAAAUAAGAAAUAUAUUAUCUAUGAUUUGCAUGUGCCUGGUGAUAGAUAAGCAACAUUUCAACCUCACACAUUGAUUGGACAGUAUGUAGAUGACAGACACUGGUAUGAUAGGCAGAAACUAAUUGUGAAAGAAAUUCAUAAUUGUCAGUAUAUUGCCUGUAGGAAUCCAAUUGCUGGCAGCUUCACUAUCAGCCCUAGGCUCCAGAGACAUUUUGCUAUAUUUGCUUUGAACUUCCCCUUCUCAGAUUCCCCGAAUGUGCAAGAGAGUUUGCUUCCACUCCCAGCAACGUGCUUUACUCCAUCAGUUGCUUGCUAUAGCAACAAUAUUCCAGCUAUAGCACAAGCAUACAUAUGGCUUCACCAGGCAAUGCUCAGUGCUUCAAACUUCCCAACUGCCAUUAAGUUCCACUGAAUCUUUAACAUGAGAAACCUCUCCAGUGUUUUCCAGGGAAUUCUGUUUGCUACACCUGAGUUUUAUCUCCACAUACAUGUGCUGGUUCAUGAAGCCAAAAGCUGUAAUUUCAUUCAUAAAGUGAUGAUGGAUAUCAUGCACAAGUAUUCUGAGGUAGAUCUCACAAGUUUGUACAUGAAGACCUGUGCCAAGAACAUGCCCACAGUAUUUAUGCUGACAGAUGCCCAGGUUCCAGAUGAACGCUCUCUUAUGCUGAUUAAUGACUUGUUGGCAUCAGGAGAGGUUCCAGUCUGGAACUUGCAAUCAGUUCUGCUGUUAAGGUAUGGAGAACAUUUCAUGGAGCGAGAUGCAAAUUUGUAUCAGUAUGAGGUGGAAGCAUGCCAGCUAAAGACAGUGGAUGACACCAUCAGAAAACAUGGGCCUGCAGAUGAAGUUCAUGCAAGGAUGUAUAUGAGAGAGGAGAUAAAGUUACACCACUCCAAAGAGUUUUCUAGAGCAAAUGACUCUUUAUAUGAUUCUCCUAGAGAAGAAAAGCAAGGAGAUGCUGGAGCACUUGAUGAAUGGUCUGCAGAAGCUGAAGGCAGCUUUCCAGCACAAAAAGCACAAAAGAAAACUUUAUGUGGUGAUGUCUUAUCAACAGCAGCAUUUGCGUCUUACUUUGACACAAAAUGUUCUUAGCAGAAACUGAUGGAACAUUUCUGGAUUCCUUUUCUGAAGACACAAAAGGUUCCCAUUCCUGUGAUGAAGGGCCUGGACCCAAUUGCUGCACUGACAGAUGAUGCUACAAUUGCAGCAUGGAGUAAGGAGGGAUUGCCUGGUGGCAGAGUGUCAACAGAAAAUGCCACUAUUUUAACAAACUGCAAGUGCUGGCCUCUGAUGAUGGAUCCUUGGCAACUGAGAAUUAAAUGGAUAAAGAAUAAAUACGGAGCUGACCUUAAAGUCAUCCAUCUAGGACAGAAAGGGUAUGUGCAUGCAGAAGAACUGGUUUGUAUAGCUUUGGCUUGUGGAGAGACUGGAGUAAUCAAAAACAUUGGUCAGUUUAUUGUUCCCGUACUUGAUCGUCUGCUUGGAAGAUUAAUAAGAAAAAGUGGCAAAUAUAUCAAGCUUGAAAACAAGGAAUGUGAAUUCCACAAGAAUUUCCAUCUCAUCUUUAACACUCCACUGCCUGACUCUCACUACAGCCCAGAGCUGCAGGCUCAAACCACCCUCAUUAAUUUCACUGGCACCAGGGGCUGGCUGGAAAACCAACUGUAGGCUGUUGUUAGUGCUGAAAGGUCAGAUUUAGAAAAACAUAAGUCAGUCCUGGCCAAGAAACAGAACUGAUUCACGACUUUGCUCAGGCAGCUGGAGGAGGACGUACUGCUCAGCCUGUUAGCUGCCCAGGGAACUUUUUGUGACAGUGAACUUGUAGAGAAACUGAAAUCAACAAAGUCAACUGCAGCAGAAAUGCAAUGCAAGAAUAUUCAUCUAGUAGCCAAGUGGCUAGGAAUUUUGGAAAAACUCCUCAAGCAUUACAGUGAAGAAAGCCAGCCUGAUUUCCACAUCUUUAUUAGUGCUGAACCAGAUCCAACCCCAGAAGACCACAUCACUCCUCAAGGAAUACUAAGAAGCUUGAUUAAAAUUAUCAGUGAACCUCCUACAGUGAUACUUGCUAAUUUAAAUGCUUCACUCUACAGUUUUCACCAGGAACUUGUCAACACAUCUUCAAGCUUGGUGCAAGUCAACUUCCCUGCAGCUGUAAAUCAUGUCCGCAAAGCAGACCAUGAUAAAGGCAACCACAACUCUACACUUUAG